AUGUCAGUCCGAUCAUAUCUUUCAAUCUAUCUAUUGCUCUCUCUCUCUAUUUCUCUCUCUCUCUCUCUCUCUCUCUCUCUCUCUCUCUCUCUCUGCUCUGCUCUUGAAAAUAUAUUUUCAAAUGAGCACUGUCACUCCCUAACAUCUCAUAAAAAACAUCAUUACAUCCCCAUCAAACACCGAAAAGACGCUUUUUCGUACAUCUGUGUAAAUAUGCGUCUCCCUUUUGAUUUCGCCAUCAACGACGCGGAGCUUUACGCGGCAGCCGUUCCCGCCAUUCGCGAGCUGUUCAGUUCCCGCUCCAACAUUGGUGGUACGCCACAUCUGGCGCCACCUAGCGAUCUGCUCUCCACUCUUUAUAUUCGUCCGUCUCUUUUGAAGGCCCGCACGCGUCGAUUUCUUCUUUUUUUUUUUUUUUUUUUUGGAGGCGAUAGUGGUGGUAGUUGUGGUGGGGGAGCCCUCCUCCACCUCUAUUUUUGUGACCUUUUUUUACCUCCUAUUCUUCUAUCAUUGCUGAAUAAUAAAUCAUUUUACGCUUUUUUCUACUUAUUUAUUUUUUUAUUUUGCGUUUUGUCCCGCGGUUUAACCUCUUCUUGUCUUCCUCUCUUUUUUUUCUUUUUUUCUUUUUUUUUUUUUUUUACUUUUCGCUUCUUUUUCUUCGCUUUUUUCUUUAAUUUUUUCCUUCUUUUUUCCUUUUGUCUUACUUUGCUUAAUACUUUCUUCCCUUACAAAUUAUCUUCUUUUUCUUUUUUCAUUAUUUCUUCCUAUGACAGAGACUUUCAUAAAUAUAUCUUUCUUUCUUUCUUUUUUCUUUCUUUCUUUCUCUUUUUUUUCUUUCUUAUUUUCUUUCUUCCCAACAUUUUCCUUCCUUUUCCUUUUUUAGUCCUUUCUUUCUUUUUUUCUUUCUUUCUUUCUUUCUUUCUUUUUCUUCCCACAUUUUCCUUCAUAAAUAUUUCCUUCCUUCCUUCUUUCUUUCUUUUGCUUUCUUUCUUUCUUUCUUUCUUUCUUUCCCACAUUUGUUCUUGCUUUUCUUUCUUUUUCUUCCUUUCCUUUUUAGUCCUUCAUAAAUAUUUCCUUCCUUUUCUUUCUUUCUUUCUUUCUUUCUUUCUUUCUUUCUUUCUUUCUUUCUUUCUUUUUUUUCAUUUUCCUUCUUUUUUUUCUUCCUUCUUUUUUUUUUUUUUUUUCUUUCUUUUUCUUUCUUUCUUUCUUUCUUUCUUUCUUUCUUUCUUCCCAACAUUUUCCUUCAUAAAUAUUUUCCUCCCUUCUUUCUUUCUUUCUUUCUUUCUUUCUUUUUUUCUUUCUUUCUUUUUUUCUUCCCCACAUUUGAAUCUGUCUUUUCUUUCUUUCUUUCUUUCUUUCUUUCUUUCUUUCUUUCUUUCUUUCGUUUGUUCUCACUUUUCUUUCUUUUUCUUCCUUUCCUUUUAA
This is a messenger RNA of Acanthosepion pharaonis, 1425 nucleotides long. The record is from the annotation of a GenBank genome assembly. NCBI's taxonomy places the organism in Eukaryota, Metazoa, Mollusca, Cephalopoda, Sepiida, Sepiidae.